AAACCGUCGUCAUCACCUGUGAGGCGAACAAGAACCAGUUAUAACCGGCGUGGCACCCUGAGGGCAGCAGCUGAGUCAGAGGGAGUCGUGUUGUGUGAAACGACGGCCAGUCAGCUGAGGUCUGGCACUGGCAGUCUGGCAGUAAGCCACAGGCCGCCAGGUUGACAACACCCGCGUCGCACCGUCUGCCGAUCACUCUCAGCUGGACCCUGGUUGAGCCGCCAUCGAUUACUGCACCAUGCGUUCGGUCAGUUGUUGACGCAAGUAGCGGCUGCAAGCAAGUGUGACGGAAGCAUAACCACAGAAGAUAAAAAAGACAUAUUAAGACCAUAGAAAUAUCCUUGCAGUGAGCGUAACCACACGUACCAACAGCAUUUAGUAGUGACUCGUAAAAAAUGGCUGAUAAAAGGCUAGUGAACCAGAUCAGUGACUCGGCUGAGCCAUUUAUCGUCAUCAAGGAGAACCAAGAGAAGAGAGAGACGCCCCGUGUAACAGUAUGGUUGGUGGUGUCAGUGGUCGCUACUUUACUGGGGUCCAGCCUGCCAGGGGGUUACUGCCUUGGCGUCAUCAACACACCGCAAGAGAUAAUACGGUCGUGGGUGAGGACCGUGGUGUGGGAGAGCUAUGGUAAACGCUUCACACACACCGAGGAGAUGACAUUGUGGGCCUUGAUCGUGUCUAUAUUCGUGGGAGGAGCCAUCAUUGGAGCAUCAUUCGGGACUAAACUCGCUGAUAAGAUUGGAAGACGCCUCGCCUUGCUGGUCAACCACUGGCUGUGUCUGUGCUCCGGCUUCAUACUCAUUUCCUGCAAGAUGCUCGGGUCGAUGGAAAUGUUAAUCCUUGGUCGUUUCAUAUCUGGUUUAUGUACAGGUGUCGGGACUUGUCUGGUGCCGCUGUAUCUGUCGGAGGUGGCGCCUGCAGAGCUGAGAGGCAUCAUGGGCGUGACCUUUCCUCUAGGGAUGUGUAUGGGAAUCCUGCUGUCUCAGAUUAUGGGGAUGCAGUACGUUCUGGGUAAUGAGUGUGGCUGGCCUUACCUGCUGGGGGGCUACGUAGUGUUUGUGGGUGUGGCCUUCCUUCUUCACCCAGCCCUCCCAGAGUCACCCACCUACUGCUACACCAUAUCUCGUGACGAAACCAGAGGACGCAGAGAUCUGUACAGACUACGAGGAAACAGUAAACACGUGGAAGCCGAAAUAUCAACACUCAAGAUGCUGGGUGACGCUGCCGCCAGUGAGGUGACAGAGAGAGACUGGAGCCUAGCGCGGGUUAUGAGGUUCCGCCAGUACAGACUACCUCUCCUCAUCACUCUACUCUUCAACGCCGGCCAGCAAUUUUCCGGCAUUAACGCUGUUUUCUACUACUCAACACUGAUCUUCCGGAGCGCGGGUCUGGACGUUUACCAGAGUCAGGGGGCGGCUAUAGGUGCUGGCGUCAUCAACUGCAUCAUGGCCAUACUAGCUGUACCACUGAUCAGAUUUUGCAGUCGUCGAGUGUUGCUGCUUACCUCCGUGGCACUGUGUUGUGUCUGUCAAAUUGUCCUGAUGGCGGCCCUCAGUCUCAUCCCCACGUCAUCGUACGCACCAUACGUAGCCAUAGUUGCCCUCAUGUCUUAUGUACUUGUGUACGGUAUGGGACUGGGACCUGUGCCUUUUAUGAUCGCUACCGAGUUGUUCCCGGUGGGCCCUCGCUCUGUUGGGAUCUCUCUUGGUGCUACGUGCAACUGGCUGUGUAACCUGUUGGUGGGUCUCACCUUCCCGCUGGUGCAGGGAGCGCUGGACGAAUUCUCCUUCACCAUCUUCAUAACCUCCUCCUGUUUCCUCUUCAUCUUUAUAUAUAGGUUCCUGCCUGAAACUCACGGUAAAGAAGAGACAAACUUCGACAACUUAACAGAGAAGGAACAGGACAGUGAUGGAGGGACGUCUACCUCCAGCUUAGAAGAGACGGGGAGCCCCCCCGUGUAAACUAUAAACUGUUCCUAAAGAUGGACAACAGAAUCUUACUAGUUAAUCAUUAUUUUUAAUACAAUAUUGGAAGAAUGUUAAAGAUUUAUUUUUCCAUUUUCUUUACUAAGGAUUAGGAAUGUAAUUUACAGGUGUGGAGCGACUCCCUAAUUAGUGUUACUGACUCACGCAGUGUUAUCAAAAUAAAGGUGAAGGGUUGUCGACAAUGCCCUCGCUUAGUUGAUACUUUAUAACUCAACAAUUUGUAAGAAAAUAUUUCAAAACUUAAAAUUUAUUCAAUGUAUCUUAUUUUUUUACUCUUACGUAUACAGUAAUACAUCUACACACACACACACACACACACACACACACUCACACUCCCCGAUUAACUUAAGGUAAAUAUUUCCUCGAAUUCGCACAAAAGGAACUACUACUGCUACGGAAAUAGAAAGAUUUGUUCCUGUAUCUCAAGAAAAACUUACUACUCUAUCUCCUAAAGCUGACGUGUGGCGCCGCACAGAAAUAGUUUUAGAAUUCUUAUAUACAAGAUGAACGUUAUGUAACCCCACACAUUACUUUACUCAAUAUACUAAAGUAAUUACUUGGAUUCUAUCUCUGUUCUUCGGCGACUAAUGGGUGUUGGACCGUCCCGCACACCCAACACAGCGCCGUCCCAUGUAGUAACUGGUUCUGAUCGAAUUUUAUUUUCUCAUUUCCUUUUGCUGGUGUUUAAUAUAUUCUUAACGCAUCAUAUACCGUAAUUUUAUAUCUCAUCUUAAUAUAACACAUUUUAUAUAAGUAGUUACGUAUUGGAAAUGUUUAAUUUAUACUGAAUGUAUAUACUAAACGAUGUACUGUAUGUUGAUGCAGUAAACAGACUCUUGUAUACAUGUACACAGGAAACACUCAUCUCAAUUGACUAGCAGAAAGAUUCAAAUACCGUUGUAUAAAUUUCUUAUUCAAGUACAGCAAGAGAUAAGUUCAUAAACAUUCCCUUAACUGUACUGUGAAUCAAGCGAACAGAGUUGAGUUGGGUCAUCACUCUCUCCAGGCCACACCGUCAUCCAGCCAACGAACUGAACUGUAAGCACUCAGGGGCGUCUGCUUUGAAGUGCUUUCUCUUUGUCCCAUUUAGUGCUUGGCGACACUGGGGGAUAGUGUUGAGUUGACAAAAUACGAGAAUGAAUGUGAUAGAAACAGCGACGCACUCGAAGUGUAACAGCCCUGGCAGGAACUUCGCCCGUAAAAUAAUUCAAGAGAGAAGACUGACUUUUCACCUGGAUGGCAGAGGAGGAAACAACUGCCGGUGUCCAAGCUUCAAGGAGUUAUCUGGCAGACCUCACGAAGAUUACCGGACAAGAUCAUGUAGCUUACCCAUAAAGGUCAAGGAGUUAUGAGGAUGACCACCAACAGAUUGUUAUUUUUUCUUUCUAUUUUAAUGUUAAUGUGUAGUGAAGAUAUCUAUAGGUCAUCACCACCACCUUCACGGGUCCAUCGUAAUAUUUUACAAAUGGAAUAAUCAACAGUGUUACAAGUUUCAUAAACCUGUUAAAUAAUAAACUCAAAAUACUGAAGAAGGUUCUGAUAAUUUAUUCCUGACGUGGAUAUAAUAAAGGUUUUUACCAUUAAGAAUG
This is a messenger RNA of Homarus americanus (American lobster), 3574 nucleotides long. RefSeq names its product solute carrier family 2, facilitated glucose transporter member 1-like. NCBI's taxonomy places the organism in Eukaryota, Metazoa, Arthropoda, Malacostraca, Decapoda, Nephropidae. The record is from RefSeq and is a predicted model, not a curated record. Gene Ontology annotation, cellular component: membrane. Gene Ontology annotation, biological process: monosaccharide transmembrane transport. Gene Ontology annotation, molecular function: hexose transmembrane transporter activity.